GCGGAGCCGACGCUUGCGGUGUACGCUGCGGAUGGAGAGGCUGCCUUUGAGGGGGGUCGAUCCGAGGUGCCAUCAGAGACGACGUACGUGUUGCCGCUGGACACGAAGUGCGAGCUAAUAGGGUCGUCGGUCGUAGAGACGCCGGAAGAAGAAGUACUUCUGAUUAUGCCGGAACUUCCAGGGACGACAUUGCUACAGUUUCUACGGCAACGUCGAAGGAAGAGUGGUCGGAAGCUCAAUGAGGAGGAAGCCCGGCGAUUGCUCGAGAAAGUAGCCACUCUGUUGCAAGCCGUGCACAAGUCAGGUGUGGUUCACUGCGAUCUGAAUCUCGAGAAUGUGCUCGUGAGCUCCGAUAUUUCCCAGGCGUGGCUCAUCGACUUUGGUGGGGCGCGCGGUCUGUUGGAUGGUAGCAGCUCGUCGGCUCAAGUGAUGACGGGGACGCCUGGAUACGUAGCACCGGAGCGUGUUCAGGAUCCGCUAGCGCUACCGACACCGCAGGCAGAUGUAUUCAGUCUUGGCAUUCUCCUC
Messenger RNA from Phytophthora sojae, 528 nucleotides. RefSeq lists its product as hypothetical. The annotation marks the transcript as partial. NCBI's taxonomy places the organism in Eukaryota, Oomycota, Peronosporomycetes, Peronosporales, Peronosporaceae. Gene Ontology annotation, molecular function: ATP binding; protein serine/threonine kinase activity. The transcript has 2 exons. Gene Ontology annotation, cellular component: nucleus. The record is from RefSeq and is a predicted model, not a curated record. Gene Ontology annotation, biological process: protein phosphorylation; mitotic DNA damage checkpoint signaling.